Molecule: messenger RNA, 906 nt
Organism: Cyphellophora europaea CBS 101466
Lineage: Eukaryota; Fungi; Ascomycota; Eurotiomycetes; Chaetothyriales; Cyphellophoraceae
Exons: 1
Coding region: 1-906 (301 amino acids)
Biological process (GO): calcium-mediated signaling
Cellular component (GO): cytoplasm; nucleus
Molecular function (GO): nucleic acid binding; calcium-dependent protein serine/threonine phosphatase regulator activity
Source: RefSeq, a predicted model, not a curated record
AUGGCCCGAGCCGAACAACCCUCUCCGUCGCCAAUCGACACCCACAUGACAAACAUCCUGUCACAGUCAAACUCCUCACCCCCUUCCUCAUUAUCCAAGAAGCGCUCCCGCUCGCCCCUCUCGCUCGAUCUCGGGUCCCUACCGCCACUCGCAACCCCGGCGCCCCCAUCCAACACUCUCCUUAUCACCCGCCUCACCGAGUCCAAGAUCUUCCACCCGGCCUCUCUCGCCACUAUCCGACAGCAUCUCAAUGACAUCGCCCCUCUCAACUCCUUUUCUCCUCUAAAGUCGCUACAACGUAUCAUCGUCUCCUUUUAUGACGAAGAUUCCGCCAUCCGCGUGCGGCAAGCCAUCGACGGUACCGCAUUCGCCUCCGACUCGGUUGCAAAAUGCUACUUCGGCGAACCUACACCUGUUGGUGACGCCGAGAAGAAAUAUCUUGAACGCCCGGACGCAGGCCGCUUAUUCUUCAUCUCCCCGCCACCGUCCCCGCCUGUGGGCUGGGAAAUGAAGGCCGAAGACCCGCCUAAUAAGCAAGUUCACGCUGAAGACCUGGCCUCAAAACUGUCCAAAUUAACUGGUCGCUUGAACGAUGAUUAUCCCUCGCCAACCGAGGACAAACCCACCCUCACGGCCGCGGACCUUGUUGCUAUGAAGACGCAUCACCGCGCCGCAUUGUCAGAAGACAUGGGCACACCAAAGUCACCCGUCUCCGGGUCACCAAAGAAAAUGCGAAGCCGCAGUUCUACACUGAUCUACGAUCCCAAAGCGCACGGCGAUAGUCCAGCACUUCCGGCGGUGAUGCUGGAGACCGAAGACGAUAGCGAUGUCGAACUCGAUGAGGGACCGCCUCGGAAGAUUGUGGCUCAUACGUCACGCCCACCAGUCGAACUUAUGGAGCAUUGA